UACCAUUGGUUGGUUUUUUCGCGUUGCUUACGGAGGAGAAAUAAAACUUGGAAGGAAUCCAUCAACUCCUCUCGCUCUCGCUCCCGGGCGCUUCCCCGCAGCCAAAAACUCUUGACGCCCGGCGGCCGAGGCUUCCGCUCCAAUCUCCGGCGAGGCUGCUCCCUCGCCAUUGCCGCGCUCGGUUCCCAGGGCUCUGCGGCGGCGGCGGCGGCGGCACGAGACUCACUCGAGGACGACCGACGCCGGGCGGCGGCCCCUCGCUCGCUCGCUCGCUUGGUUCCGGCGGGUUUCCCUCCCCGUCGUCGACUAGGAGGGUGCCGAGGGCAUCACGGAUGAUGCUUCUGUGCAUAUUUAGAUGACAUAUGCUCUGUUUUCCGUGACUGACCCGGUAGGAAGCCAUGAAGAUCAGCGCACUCCUGACCUCUGCGGGCAUCAAUAUUGGGCUCUGCGUGCUCUUUCUGUCGCUCUAUUCUGUUCUGAGGAAGCAGCCAGCCAAUGUCAGGGUCUACUUCGGCCGGAGGAUUUCCGAGGAGCAUAGUCGGCUCCGAGAGGCUUUUAUUUUGGAGAGGUUUGUUCCAUCAACUGGCUGGAUUGUCAAGGCCCUGAGGUAUACCGAGGAAGAGGUCUUGGCAGCUGCUGGGCUGGAUGCUGUCGCUUUCAAUAGAAUGCUAGUCUUCAGCAUACGUAUCUUUUCCCUAGCUGCUCUGCUGUGUGUGUUUGGAAUUCUUCCACUGCAUUAUUAUGGACAAAAUAUACAGCAUCUUCGGAUUCCUUAUGAAGAUCUGGAUAUCUUCACAAUUGGAAAUGUGGAAAAGCGAUCAAGAUGGCUUUGGGUUCAUUGUCUAGUUCUCUACAUAAUAUCUGGAGUAGCUUGCAUUCUCCUAUAUCUUGAGUUUAGGCACAUUGCUAGACUGAGGCUCCUUCACCUUAAACGUGCAACACCCAAUCCAGGCCAAUUUACUGUGCUUGUUCGCGGAAUACCAAAGACAAAGAAAGAAUCGUGCAGUAGUGCUGUUGAUGAUUUCUUCACCAAGUAUCAUGCGUCAAGUUACCUAUUCCACCAAAUUGUUUACAAAACUGGGAAAGUUCAGAAGAUAAUGACUGGUGCGAAGAAGGCAUGUAGAAAGUUGAAAAAUUUCACGGACACCACUGUAGAUCAGAGCUGCAAAGCAAUUACAUACCGGUGUUGUCUUUGUGGUGCCUCUUCAAAUUCUUUCCAGUUGUUGCCCACUGAUGAAGUUGUACCGAGCAGAGGAAAAGUUGACCUGGACGAUUCUAGCUUGAACAUAGAUAAUGAGGAAUGUGCAGCUGCUUUUGUAUUUUUCAAAACACGGUAUGGAGCACUUGUCGCGUCAGACGUACUUCAGACAUCAAACCCUACGAAGUGGGUUACUGAUCUAGCUCCAGAACCAAAUGAUGUGUAUUGGUCAAACAUUUGGCUUCCCUAUAAGCAGCUUUGGAUUCGACGGAUAGCGACGCUACUUGGUUCUAUUGUUUUUAUGCUCUUAUUUCUGGCACCGGUGACGUUUAUAAAUGGUCUAUCUCAGCUUGAUCAGUUGCAGAAGAGGCUUCCUUUCCUUAACGGGAUAUUGAAGCAGCCACACCACCUGGUCCAGCUAAUAACUGGAUACCUUCCGAGUGUCAUACUGCAAAUAUUUCUGUACACCGUUGCGCCAAUAAUGAUGCUAUUUUCAACACUAGAAGGGCCUAUAUCUCACAGCGAAAGGAAGAGGAGUGCGUGCUGUAAAGUGCUGUACUUCUUGAUUUGGAAUGUAUUCUUUGUUAAUGUGGUAUCUGGCACUGUCUUAAAACAAUUGGAUUUCUUUUCAAGCCCGAAGGACAUUCCUGUCCAGCUCGCUAAGGUUAUACCUGGGCAGGCUUCCUUCUUCAUCACCUAUGUUCUGACUUCAGGAUGGGCCAGUUUAUCAUCUGAACUCAUGCAACUCUUUGGUCUGAUCUAUAACUUCAUAAGGAAGUAUGUUCUGAGAAUGAAAGAAGAUACAGAGUUUGUCCCCUCGUUCCCCUAUCACACUGAAGUACCAAAAGUUUUGUUGUUUGGACUAUUGGGAUUCACAUGCUCUGUACUGGCGCCCUUGAUCUUACCUUUUCUGCUAGUCUACUUCUUCCUGGGUUAUGUCGUAUACCGCAAUCAGCUGCUCAAUGUGUACCGCACGAGAUAUGACACCGGUGGUUUGUAUUGGCCGAUUAUACACAACACAGUGAUAUUCUCUCUCGUGCUCACCCAGAUCAUCUGCCUCGGUGUAUUUGGCCUGAAAGUAUCACCAGUAGCUGCAGGCUUCACCAUACCUCUCAUCAUCUUCACUCUUCUGUUCAAUCAGUAUUGCAGAACCCGGCUUCUUCCACUGUUCAGCACUUUCCCAGCACAGAAUUUAAUCGACAUGGACAGGGAGGACGAGCUGUCAGGAAGAAUGGAACAUAUUCACCACGGGCUCCAUACCGCGUAUUGCCAGUUCCCUGAAUCUGAAGAUAUACAACUGGAGGAAAUUCGGACCGUCGGGAAUGAUGAGGACGGCGGAGGUUGUAGCUCGGGCGGGUCCAACGGCAAAGGUAGCCCGGACGAGUUAAACGGCAAAGGUUGCUCGGACGAGCCCAGCGGCAAAGAGACCCUCCAGGAACAGCAGCAGCCCAGAAGGGAUCUGUCUCACCCGACACUCAAAGGGCUCCCCGUUAGCCGUCUGCAGACUGCCGUGAGAUGCGUCACUUUCCUCAUUCGGCUGCAGAAAAGAGGCUUGUCAUGAUACAGCCAGCGUUGGGCAACUAACCACUAACCCCUUUCAUCAUGUGGCCGCUCAUGUAAAUGUACAGCAAUAUAUAGGCCGUACAAGUUUUUUUCUGUUUCUUUUUGGGAAAAAGAGGGGGUUAUAGAUCAUACAUACAAGUAUACAAGAUACAUUAGAGAAUAGGUUAAGAAAUACCAGUAAUCCAAGUGAAGCAUCAUCAUGGUUAACUGGGGGUGCAAUUUUGGUUUUGGGGCAGCGUCCGGAAGUUUCGGCAGACAUGAAAGUGAUCGGUGUCGUGGGCUAUCAUGAUCAUCGUUACCUGUAAAGUCUUCUUAGCUGUAAACAUCCAAGGCUUUGGUCUUCAUGCUUGUCUGAUUAGCUCUGUCCUGGGCAUCUCUGUUUGAUGAACUUGACCUGCUUUUGUCGAGAAGCAUAUGUGCAAUCAUUUUUGUAUUUGA
Messenger RNA from Aegilops tauschii subsp. strangulata, 3199 nucleotides. Its product is annotated as CSC1-like protein RXW8. Gene Ontology annotation, cellular component: plasma membrane. Gene Ontology annotation, molecular function: calcium-activated cation channel activity. NCBI's taxonomy places the organism in Eukaryota, Viridiplantae, Streptophyta, Magnoliopsida, Poales, Poaceae. The record is from RefSeq and is a predicted model, not a curated record.